AUGAUAAUAUCAACAUCAAAUAUGAUUACUAUUAUUCUGUUAAUUCUUUGUUAUUAUUUAACACUCUGUUAUGCUAUUACAGUUACGGUCACGGCUGAUUGUGGUGCAAACAAUGACAGUGAACAUCAAUAUUCAUCUGAAUUUUCCCCAUCACCAACACCACCACCAUCGUUACAUACUACCAGCUCCUAUUCCUACAAUUACCCAUCCUCACUGGAUACUGAAGGAGCUGUUUCAUAUUAUGUUGGUAGAGGUAGUUGUAUUUUCACAAUUUAUAAUGGUGAAAAACCUUAUGUUCAAGCAUUGAUUCAAUGUCCAGCUAAUAUUGAAACCGUUCCUACUGGAUGCACAAACAUUGGAUUUAAAACGUAUUGUCCACCAAUCAGCCAUUGUUCAUGGGUUUAUCCAAAUAAGAAUUCUUGGUACCGACAAUUGGAAUGUAAUACAGAUGUUUGUACUUUAACUCACCUUGACAAUGGAAUCCCAAGUUAUGCAUGUACACCAAGUGAAGGUAAUCAUGCUCCUGUAACAACUGGUACUCCAUGUGUCAUAUCAAUGAUUACUACAACCAUUAUUACUAGUCGUAUCACUCAAUAUCUUACUUAUUAUGGUAAUUGUCCAUCUACAAGUUUGGCUCCUGGUGAAUGUACUUCCUAUGCUGGAAGCGAAUAUUGUCCACUUCCAAGUUGUCUUCCAAAUAAUUCAACAUUAUCUCAUGGUCAUAAUGGAAAUACUACGCACCAUAAUCAAACAAUAUGUGGAACAUUUUCUUGUUCUUUUGUAACUGAAUCUGGUUUCACUGGAUUUAAUUGUGAUCCAUCAACAACGACUUCAUCUGAUGGUUGUUACACAACAGAAUUCAGAGAAUGGGGUAGUCGUUAUUUUUCAUCCGGUUGCUUAACAACAACAACAAAUUGUAAUGAAACAAUAUUCACUCAUGAUAAGAAACCAUAUACUUAUACAACUUGUGGAGCUGAAGUAACAAGUGUAACUGGUUGUAAUUUCACAGGUAAUGACUUUUUCCCUGGUUUAUUCCUAACAUGUAAUGAACCAUGUACUGAAACAUUUUUAACAGAGUCCCCCCUUCAUUCAUUAACUCUUACAUUUGAACAUUGUCCAGGUCCUUAUAUUACUCCACCUCCAAUAUUUUUCACUUCUGAUCCACAUGAUUGUACUUCUUAUAAACAUAGUCUUUAUUGUCCUUAUUUCUGUACAAGAACUGUCACAUAUCAAGAAUAUUAUGGCACUCUUAUGCUGGUUACUCAAACUUUCUGUGAUACAAAAUCAACAUGUUCGUUUUACACUACAGAUGAAAAACCAAGUUUUGUAUGCAUAAACCUGUCUGAUUAUUGGUAUGAGUCCACAGGAACUACUUAUUGGCCAGAACAAAACAGUACAACUCUGUGA
This is a messenger RNA of Candida tropicalis MYA-3404, 1407 nucleotides long. RefSeq lists its product as uncharacterized. Bases 1 to 1407 code for a protein of 468 amino acids. Lineage: Eukaryota; Fungi; Ascomycota; Pichiomycetes; Serinales; Debaryomycetaceae. The transcript has a single exon. The record is from RefSeq and is a predicted model, not a curated record.